Molecule: messenger RNA, 914 nt
Organism: Beta vulgaris subsp. vulgaris (sugar beet)
Lineage: Eukaryota; Viridiplantae; Streptophyta; Magnoliopsida; Caryophyllales; Amaranthaceae
Product: probable histone H2A variant 3
Exons: 2
Coding region: 248-652 (134 amino acids)
Cellular component (GO): nucleosome
Molecular function (GO): DNA binding; structural constituent of chromatin; protein heterodimerization activity
Source: RefSeq, a predicted model, not a curated record
UAGGAAGCAUUAUGUUUUUCCUCACCCUACCCCUUUUUAAUAUAAAAUCAAAAAUAAAGAUCAAAACUUUCUCUCCAUCUUCCCAUCUCUCGUUCUCUUCUACCCGCUCGUUUCCACUUUCGCGCAUCCAUAAAUCCAAUUCAAAGAAAAGGGUUCUACUUCUUUUUGGGAGGGAAACUAAAACCCCAAUUUUUCUAAACGUAAAAAAAGAAAAGAAAAAAAAGGGUAAACAAAGAAGAAGGUAACAAUGUCAGGUAAGGGAGCAAAGGGUUUGAUUACAGGAAAAUCUUCGGGAAUGAAUAAAGACAAAGACAAAAAAGCCCCUGUUUCUCGCUCUUCUCGUGCUGGUCUUCAGUUUCCUGUGGGUCGUGUUCACCGUCUGCUGAAGACUAGGGUUUCUGCAAACGGGAGGGUCGGUGCAACAGCUGCUGUUUACACGGCAGCCAUACUCGAGUACCUUACUGCAGAAGUACUGGAGCUUGCAGGAAAUGCAAGUAAGGAUCUGAAGGUGAAGCGUAUUACUCCUAGGCAUCUGCAGUUGGCUAUCCGCGGAGAUGAGGAACUUGAUACACUGAUCAAAGGAACCAUUGCUGGUGGUGGAGUUAUUCCUCACAUUCACAAAUCUCUGAUUAACAAGUCAUCUAAGGAUUAACUUAAGUGAUCAUCUGGUGCUAGAUUACUGCAUUUUCAUGCAGACCCUUGGAACGAAUGUGAUGCGGAUUGCGGAGGGCGAAAAAUGAAAUGCUGACAAAGACCCUUGAACAGUUGUCCCGCUUCUGCUUGAUUUAGCCUCAGGAUGGUGAUUAUGUUACUGAUUAUUGCGUUGUUUUAGGUGUACUUUUAGUCUCUGAGAUUACAUUUUGUGCAUUAUCUAUUUGGUUGUCAGAGAUAUCUAUUCCUAGUUACGUUGUUCA